Messenger RNA from Apodemus sylvaticus (European woodmouse), 10771 nucleotides. It is a transcript of the gene Phip, whose product is annotated as pleckstrin homology domain interacting protein. Gene Ontology annotation, biological process: regulation of cell shape; regulation of transcription by RNA polymerase II; cytoskeleton organization. Lineage: Eukaryota; Metazoa; Chordata; Mammalia; Rodentia; Muridae. Bases 229 to 5694 code for a protein of 1821 amino acids. Gene Ontology annotation, cellular component: nucleus. The transcript is spliced from 40 exons. The record is from RefSeq and is a predicted model, not a curated record. Gene Ontology annotation, molecular function: protein binding.
UCCUUUCUGUGGCGGAGGGAUCCCGGCGGAGGCGGCCGCAGCCGGGGCCGCUGCCUGAGAGUUGUUGUUUCCUCCUCCUCCUCCGCCUCCGCCGCCGUUGCUUGAAUGGUGGAGCCGAGGCUCGGCUCGUGAGCACACACUGACAGCUACAGGGCAGGCGGCGGCACCGUCCCCGCUUCCCCUCGGCGGCGGGGUGUCCCGCCAGCGGCCCCGAAGUGACCCGCAAACAUGUCUCGUGAGAGGAAAGGCCUCUCGGAGCUGCGAUCGGAGCUCUACUUCCUCAUCGCCCGGUUCCUAGAAGAUGGACCCUGUCAGCAGGCGGCUCAGGUGCUGAUCCGCGAAGUGGCCGAGAAGGAGCUGCUGCCCCGGCGCACCGACUGGACCGGGAAGGAGCACCCCAGGACCUACCAGAAUCUGGUGAAGUAUUAUAGACACCUUGCACCUGAUCACUUGCUGCAAAUCUGUCAUCGACUAGGACCUCUUCUUGAACAAGAAAUUCCUCAGAGUGUUCCUGGAGUACAAACUUUAUUAGGAGCUGGAAGACAGUCUUUGCUACGUACAAAUAAAAGCUGCAAGCAUGUGGUAUGGAAAGGAUCUGCUCUGGCUGCACUGCACUGUGGGAGGCCACCAGAGUCUCCAGUUAACUAUGGUAGCCCACCUAGCAUUGCGGAUACUCUGUUUUCAAGGAAGCUGAAUGGGAAAUACAGACUUGAGCGCCUUGUUCCAACUGCAGUGUAUCAGCAUAUGAAGAUGCAUAAGCGGAUUCUUGGACACUUAUCAUCGGUGUACUGUGUAACUUUUGAUCGAACUGGCAGGCGGAUAUUUACUGGUUCUGAUGAUUGUCUUGUGAAAAUCUGGGCCACAGACGAUGGAAGAUUGCUAGCUACUUUAAGAGGACAUGCUGCUGAAAUAUCAGACAUGGCCGUAAACUAUGAAAAUACUAUGAUAGCAGCUGGAAGUUGUGAUAAAAUGAUUCGUGUCUGGUGUCUUCGAACCUGUGCACCUUUGGCUGUUCUUCAGGGACAUAGUGCAUCCAUUACAUCACUACAGUUCUCACCAUUGUGCAGUGGCUCAAAGCGAUACCUGUCUUCUACUGGGGCGGAUGGCACUAUUUGCUUUUGGCUUUGGGAUGCUGGAACCCUUAAAAUAAAUCCAAGACCCACAAAAUUUACAGAGCGCCCUCGGCCUGGAGUUCAGAUGAUCUGCUCUUCGUUCAGUGCUGGUGGGAUGUUUUUGGCCACUGGAAGCACUGACCAUAUUAUCAGAGUUUAUUUUUUUGGAUCAGGUCAGCCAGAGAAAAUAUCAGAAUUGGAGUUUCAUACUGACAAAGUUGACAGUAUCCAGUUUUCCAACACUAGUAACAGGUUUGUGAGUGGUAGUCGUGAUGGGACAGCACGAAUUUGGCAGUUUAAACGAAGGGAAUGGAAAAGCAUUUUGUUAGAUAUGGCUACUCGUCCAGCAGGCCAAAAUCUUCAAGGCAUAGAAGACAAAAUCACAAAAAUGAAAGUAACUAUGGUAGCUUGGGAUCGACAUGACAACACAGUCAUAACUGCAGUUAAUAAUAUGACUCUGAAAGUUUGGAAUUCUUAUACUGGUCAACUGAUUCAUGUUCUAAUGGGUCAUGAAGAUGAGGUGUUUGUUCUUGAGCCACACCCAUUUGAUCCUAGAGUUCUCUUCUCUGCUGGUCAUGAUGGAAAUGUGAUAGUGUGGGAUCUAGCAAGAGGAGUCAAAGUUCGAUCUUAUUUCAAUAUGAUUGAAGGACAAGGACAUGGUGCAGUGUUUGACUGCAAGUGCUCCCCUGACGGUCAGCACUUUGCAUGCACAGACUCUCAUGGACAUCUUUUAAUUUUUGGUUUUGGGUCCAGUAGCAAGUAUGACAAGAUAGCAGAUCAGAUGUUUUUUCAUAGUGAUUAUCGGCCUCUUAUCCGUGAUGCCAACAACUUCGUAUUAGAUGAGCAGACACAGCAGGCACCUCAUCUCAUGCCUCCCCCCUUCCUGGUUGAUGUUGAUGGGAACCCUCAUCCAUCGCGGUACCAGAGAUUGGUCCCUGGCCGUGAGAACUGCCGGGAGGAGCAGCUCAUCCCGCAAAUGGGCGUGACUUCCUCCGGAUUGAACCAAGUUUUAAGCCAGCAAGCACACCAGGAUAUCAGUCCUCUAGACAGCAUGAUUCAGAGACUGCAGCAGGAGCAAGACCUGAGGCGCUCUGGUGAAGCAGGUGUCAGUAAUGCUAGCCGUGUUAACAGAGGCUCAAUAAGUUCUACCUCUGAAGUUCAUUCACCACCAAAUAUAGGACUAAGGCGCAGUGGGCAAAUCGAGGGUGUGCGGCAGAUGCACAGCAAUGCUCCAAGAAGUGAAAUCGCCACCGAGCGGGAUCUUGUGGCUUGGAGUCGGAGGGUAGUAGUGCCUGAGCUCUCGGCCGGUGUAGCUAGUAGACAAGAAGAAUGGAGAACUGCAAAGGGAGAGGAGGAAAUAAAAAGUUAUAGAUCAGAAGAGAAAAGGAAACACUUAACUGUUGCAAAAGAGAAUAAAAUACUUACUGUCUCAAAGAAUCAUGCUCAUGAGCAUUUCCUGGAUCUUGGGGAUUCAAAAAAGCAACAAGCAAAUCAACACAAUUACCGUACAAGAUCUGCACUGGAAGAAACACCUAGGCCCUUGGAGGAGCUAGAAAACGGGACUAGUUCUUCAGAUGAAGGUGAAGUACUUGCUGUCAGUGGUGGGACUUCUGAGGAAGAGGAGCGAGCCUGGCACAGUGACGGCAGCUCCAGUGACUAUUCCAGUGAUUAUUCUGAUUGGACAGCAGACGCUGGAAUUAAUUUGCAGCCACCAAAGAAAGUUCCUAAGCAUAAAACCAAGAAACCAGAAAGUAGUUCAGAUGAAGAAGAAGAAUCUGAAAAUCAGAAGCAAAAACAUAUUAAAAAGGAAAGAAAAAAAGCAAAUGAAGAAAAAGAUGGACCAACAUCACCAAAGAAAAAAAAGCCCAAAGAAAGAAAGCAAAAGAGAUUGGCCGUAGGAGAACUAACUGAAAAUGGUCUAACGUUAGAAGAAUGGUUGCCUUCGGCAUGGAUUACAGAUACAAUUCCCAGAAGAUGUCCAUUUGUGCCACAGAUGGGUGAUGAGGUUUAUUAUUUCCGACAAGGGCAUGAAGCAUAUGUUGAAAUGGCCCGGAAAAAUAAAAUUUAUAGUAUCAAUCCUAAAAAGCAGCCAUGGCAUAAGAUGGAACUAAGGGAACAAGAACUAAUGAAGAUCGUUGGUAUAAAGUAUGAAGUGGGAUUGCCUACCCUCUGCUGCCUUAAACUUGCUUUUCUAGAUCCUGAUACUGGUAAACUGACUGGCGGAUCAUUUACCAUGAAAUACCAUGAUAUGCCUGACGUCAUAGAUUUUCUGGUCUUGAGACAACAAUUUGAUGAUGCAAAAUAUAGGCGAUGGAAUAUAGGUGACCGCUUCAGAUCUGUCAUAGAUGAUGCCUGGUGGUUUGGAACAAUUGAAAGUCAAGAGCCUCUUCAACCUGAGUACCCCGACAGCUUGUUUCAGUGUUACAAUGUUUGUUGGGACAAUGGAGAUACAGAAAAGAUGAGUCCUUGGGAUAUGGAAUUAAUACCCAAUAAUGCUGUGUUUCCGGAAGAACUGGGUACCAGUGUUCCUUUAACUGAUGUUGAAUGUAGGUCACUAAUUUAUAAACCUCUUGAUGGAGAAUGGGGAGCCAAUCCCAGGGACGAAGAAUGUGAAAGAAUUGUUGGAGGAAUAAAUCAGUUGAUGACACUAGAUAUUGCAUCUGCGUUUGUUGCUCCUGUGGAUCUUCAAGCUUAUCCCAUGUAUUGCACUGUGGUGGCAUAUCCAACGGAUCUGAGUACAAUUAAACAAAGACUGGAAAACAGGUUUUACAGGCGCUUUUCAUCUCUAAUGUGGGAAGUUCGAUAUAUAGAACAUAAUACACGAACAUUUAAUGAGCCAGGAAGCCCAAUUGUGAAAUCUGCUAAAUUUGUGACUGAUCUUCUCCUGCAUUUUAUAAAGGAUCAGACUUGUUAUAACAUAAUUCCACUUUACAACUCAAUGAAGAAGAAAGUUUUGUCUGACUCUGAGGAAGAAGAGAAAGAUGCCGAUGUCCCUGGAACUUCUACCAGAAAAAGAAAGGAUCAUCAACCUAGAAGAAGGUUACGCAACAGAGCUCAGUCUUACGAUAUUCAAGCAUGGAAGAAACAAUGUCAAGAAUUAUUGAACCUCAUAUUUCAAUGUGAAGAUUCAGAACCCUUUCGACAGCCAGUGGAUCUUCUUGAAUAUCCAGACUACAGAGACAUCAUUGACACUCCAAUGGACUUUGCCACUGUUAGAGAAACUCUAGAGGCUGGGAAUUAUGAAUCACCAAUGGAGUUAUGUAAAGAUGUCAGGCUCAUUUUUAGUAAUUCUAAAGCAUAUACACCAAGCAAAAGAUCAAGGAUUUACAGCAUGAGUUUACGCUUAUCGGCUUUCUUUGAAGAACAUAUUAGUUCAGUUUUGUCAGAUUAUAAAUCUGCUCUUCGUUUUCAUAAAAGAAACACCAUAACCAAAAAGAGGAAGAAACGAAACAGAAGCAGCUCCCUUUCCAGCAGUGCUGCAUCAAGCCCUGAAAGGAAAAAAAGGAUCUUAAAACCCCAGCUAAAGUCAGAAGUAUCUACUUCUCCGUUCUCCAUACCAACACGAUCAGUACUGCCAAGGCAUAAUGCUGCUCAAAUGAAUGGUAAACCAGAAUCCAGUUCUGUGGUUCGAACUAGGAGCAACCGUGUAGCUGUAGACCCAGUUGUCCCUGAGCAGCCAUCUACAUCAUCAGCCACAAAAGCUCUUGUUUCAAAAACUAAUACAUCUGCCAUGCCAGGAAAAGCAAUACUAGAGAAUUCUGUGAAACAUUCCAAAGCUUUGAGUACGCUUUCAAGCCCUGAUCAGCUCACAUUCAGUCAUGGUACGAAGAAUAAUUCUGCAAAAGAAAACAUGGAAAAGGAAAAGCCUGUCAAACGUAAAAUGAAGUCUUCUGUAUUUUCAAAAGCAUCUCCUCUUCCAAAGUCAUCAGCAGUCAUGGAUCAAGGAGAUUGUAAGAACAAUGUUCUUAUACCAGGAACCAUCCAAGUAAAUGGCCAUGGAGGACAACCAUCAAAACUUGUGAAGAGAGGGCCUGGGAGGAAGCCUAAGGUGGACGUUAACACCAGCAGUGGUGAAGUCAUACACAAGAAAAGAGGUAGAAAGCCCAAGAAACUGCAGUGUGCAAAGCAGGAAAACUCUGAGCAAAAUAACGUGCAUCCCAUCAGGGCAGAUGUGAUUCCUUCUUCAACAUGCAACUUCCUUUCUGAAACUAAUGUUGUUAAGGAGGAUUUGUUACAGAAAAAGAGUCGUGGAGGCAGAAAACCUAAAAGGAAGAUGAAAACUCAAAACCUUGAUUCAGAACUCAUAGUUCCUACAAAUGUUAAAGUGUUAAGGAGAAGUAACCGGAAAAAAACAGAUGAUCCUAUAGAUGAGGAAGAGGAGUUUGAAGAACUCAAAGGCUCUGAACCUCACAUGAGAACUAGAAACCAGGGUCGAAGGACAGCUUUCUAUAAUGAGGAUGACUCAGAAGAAGAACAGAGACAGCUGUUGUUUGAAGACACUUCUUUGACAUUUGGAACUUCUAGUAGAGGACGAGUCCGAAAGCUGACUGAAAAAGCAAAGGCUAAUUUAAUUGGUUGGUAACUUAAAAUAGUGUAUUUUAGAACUCUGUAAAGCAGGCACAGUUAGGGUAUAAGCAGGGCGAAGGCUUCUGCUUCCCUGCUGCUACAGUGGGAUAGGGAGUGUCACAGUUUGACUUGGGAAAAAGGAGAAAAACAUUUAGAAGAUAAUUUACAUCUUUGAAUGAAAAAAAUCUAUAUACAUAUAUAUUUCAAAUGUUUGCUAUUUAUUGUCCUUAGGUAGGUUAUUCGUUUCCAUAUUCAUUUCAUUCACUGUUUGAAAUUGAGGACCUAUUAUAAAUUCUGGUUUAUUUAUGAAAGAGACAGCUCUGCUACACUAUCAAGAAACGUAGUAUUCCUAGAGAUAAGAAUGCUUCCUGUUAAAUUGAGUUAUUUUUGACCAAGUGAGGUACAUUUUUACUGAGAGCAGAAGUAAUGCCCUAGGAAGAGAGAUGUUAAAAGAGUAGCAGUACAUUAAGAAUGGCUUCCUCUAACAGUUCCCACCAUUUGUUAUCCUGAAAAGUGUUGUAGGUGUUCAACUACAGAAUAUCUAGAGGAAGCUUUUGUUUUACUCCAUUUCUGCCAAACUUAGGAGAAAAUGUAUUGAUGCAAAGGAAACAUAUCCACAUUGGAAAACAUUUGACUGUCUAAUUUUUCAGACCUUGACUCUUAUAUCAGUCACUCUGUCUCUGUUUAUUGUGCCAAAGACUGAGAAUCAGUGCAGUGGAAGCCUGUUUUUGACUGUCAGGACAGCAUACACUUUUCAAUACUGGAAAAGCUAUAUAUUCUAAAGAACAAGUUAUUACGAAAUUAUGCUGAGUUGUAUCUUUUUUUUUUUGGUACUAAUAGAAAAAUAAUGCACUGGUGGGUCCUUUGACAGAGAUAUCUUAGAGAAAAAUGUUUAAGUGGUUAAAGGAUUCAAGGAAAAUACAGGAAAAAUGUAUGGAAUUUGAUGUUUACUUGAUCUGGAUUAAUGUCAUUUUUAAACUUCAGACAUAUCCAAUAGGCUAAAAUGACUUAAAAAGAACCAUGUCUGUGUGCGUGUGUAUAUUGAUAAAUGGAUGUGAUUGAAUAUAUAUAUAUAUAUACACAAACGCAUUCUUAAGUACUAUUACCCAGGUAUAAAUUCUUUUUUCAGGAUUUUUUAGAUAGUAGUAGAAUAAAAAUAAUUUUAAAAUGUCAUACUUUAUAGUUUAAUUUUAAGGAAAAGAUUGGUUAUUUUCAAUUAUUAAAAGUUAAAAAUAGGCCAAAUCACUUUUUAUGCAAUCAUGUUUUAUACAGUGGUCUCAUUGCACAUUGUGUUUUUUCUGCACUUUUUACGGUAUCCUUAUCAAGCUGGUAUAUCAAUAUACACUCUAAAGAGAAACUCUCAUUUAAUGAUUGUGCCUUGUAUUCUAUUAUUUUUUGCAUCAUUAGUAAAAUUAAGUUGUCUAUUGUAAAUGAUAACUAUAUGACUUAGGAGAAUGUAUUACUAUAUGUACUGCUAUGGAAAAAGGAAAGCAGUUAUUUAUUUGUUUAUGGUACAUUAGUUAUUUUAUAUCUUGAAAACCAACAUAAAUGCCAUUUCUAUUGUUUAAAAUUACUUUUUUCUUUAAGUUUUAAGAAUGUAGUAUUCUCUGAGGAUUGAUAUGGUACAACCAUGUAACCAAAUCUUUCAGAUGCUACAUUUUUAAAAGGAAGGCUGGGGAAAAUAUCUAUCAGCAUGACCCUGAUGUAGAGAAUAAAGUCUUAAUUGAACCUUGGCAAAAUAUGUAAUUAGAUUAUACUCGUUUCCUUGUUUCCAAUAAGGAUAAAUGGUAACUGUCAUUGAACUGUCUUGAAGAAGAAUGAAAAGUGAUGCAUUUGGGCUUUUUAGAUCAUUUGUAAUGAAAUUUCUACAGAAACCCUCCAGUGAAACUAAGUGAACCAUUUUCCAGACCUUGACUGGAUUGCUGUGAUUUUACAGUUAAAAAAUAAUUUCAAAUUUUUUAGGUUUUUUUGUACAUUUAUUUUUUUCUAACAAAUAUAUUGAACUAUAUAAUUAAAAUUAAGUAGUUAACUUCAUAAUGCAGAAAUGGAUGAUGUGUUAUAUAGAAAAUUGAGUCAAUUUCACCAUUACUGAAAAUGAUAGUGUGUACAUUGGAAAUUUAAGUCAUUAAAGUAAUUAGUUGCUUUUGAAGGGAAUCUAUUUGAGAGAUGUAAUUUCCUGAUGUUAUCUGCAUUGUAUUAGAAAAUUAGUCUAAAAUCCAUUUUUAUGAAUAACUCUAGUUAUGUGUUCAAUAUAAGGAAGUGCGCACAGUCUUAGUGUGGAGGACCUCUAGAAUGGUGCACAGAGAGUUCCAACCUCUGAGCGGUGAUUUCCAUCUUUCUUAUAACAAGGAAAUAUAACAUUUCUCUUUUAAAAACACUGUAUUUAUGACCGUAUUUGGACAUUUUUAGACACUGGUUUCUUAGUAAAGUAAAAAAAUGACUUGGAUUGCAUUAUUUGUAACUGAAAACUAAGAUAUAUUAAUACCAGUUAAAGAUUUUAUAUUUUUAUAAUUUAGCUUCUGUACAUUGCAGAAGAUAAAUUAUGAACUUUAAAUCAUCACGUUUUGGUUUGUUUUACUGCUUAGAAAAGUCUCCUCUUUGAGACAGUAAGGUCCUAUAUGUACUGUUUAUAGAACAGAAGGAAUUGUUAGCGCUAGUCUUAGGUAAGCAAUAAGAAAAAUCUCAAGUUUACUGAAACUUUCAAAAAGGAAAUUUAUUUAUGUACAUGGAACAUAGAUAACCAGUUUUCAAGCUGAGUUCAGUGGUCCAUGCCUCUAAUCCCAGCAUUUAGGAGGUGGAGAUAGGAACAUCAAGAGUUCAAAGUUACCUUUAGCUGCAAACCAAGUUCAAGACUAGGGCUACAACAGCAGCAAUACCAAAAAACCUCAGUUUAUAUUUCCAAUACCCAAUAUUUCCAUAUUGUUGUGCUUCCCUUACUUCACAAAGCCCACGUUUAAUAGAAGCUUCAGUGUUGUCACAGGGGGAGUUUAAAGACUCAGUUCAGUUGUAAUCUACCAGCUUUUGGAAGUAGAAAUAUAGCAUCUUAAAGUUUCACCCCUCACAGUCUUCUCUAGAGCAGUCUUUGUCUUCUGCAUACAAAUAUAAACUGAUAAUUAAGGGCCUUAUUUCCAUUUUUGUUUUGCAUUGAUUGACUACAACUAAAGCUUGGUGGGUUGCUAACAGAAUUGUCAUACUCUAAUUAGAUAGCUAUGGAACAUUUGUCAGGCAGUUAGGCCGCAUGGGAGAUACAAGAUUGAUUGACUAAACACAAUUUCACUUGGAAAUUAAUUAAGACAGUGAAUGGCAAAGUAUUGUCAUACCACAUACAUAGUCGUACAGAACUGUCUCUUAGCUGUAGUGUAAUAGACUAACCAGAACCUUCAAAGGCGUAUUGAAAUAAAGUUCAACUCAACCCUGCGUAUUAGCAGCAUUUACACAAUUAGUUUCAGUUGACAGUGUUUUAUUUUGACAUUCCAUUUUAUAUCAUCAGAGCUAUCUGUAAGUUUCUCCCAAAUGUAAGUUGAAAGUACAUGGUUUUAAGCUUUCUAUCUAAAGAAAACAAACUGAUUUUUAAUAUUUUGUUCACCUGAAGUUUAUUUUUGAGUAGGUUGAAAGGACCAAGAUACUUGAGUUACUAAAGGGCUAUUAUCAAUGUUCAUCCUGUAUGCAGGAGGGGUGUAAUAUUUUAAAAGUGAAUAGGGCAGAGAUUACUUUUAUUUAGAAUGCAUUACCCCCAUAUUAUACAGAAGAUAUUGCUAACAGUAGUAGCUUGAUUAGGCAGCAAGUUGUCUUUAUGUUAAAAAUUGGGAAAAGUACACCUUUUGUUUCCAUCCAAAAAAGAAAGAAAUGAUUUCUAGAUGACUUCAACUAAAAUUAAUGCAUUUACUAAGAAACUAUUUUGUUUUUAAUUACACUUAUCAAAGUGAUCCAAAUGAAAAGACAUUCUGAACUAUGUACAGUACUCCAGGAAGAGGUCAAAUUGAGUCAGAAGACUGUAAGUACCACUUUGGGCACUCUGGAGAUGAAACCACACACAGUACAGUGAGUAGAUUAUCUGAGCUAUAAAUAUAUUUUUUAGUUUCAAUAGCUCUGUUUUGAAAUACUUUUUUAAUGCAGAUAAAAAAUAUCAGGAAAUUAACCUUAUAUGGCACAAACCAAAUACAUAGUAGUAUAUGGAUGAGUUUCUACAUUUAAAGAACUAGGAAGAUAGGUUCAGGAUUGUAUUAUAGUACAUGCACUUACAAGACAGCACACAUGCUGAUUACUUUCAAGGAUUUAUCACAACAAAUUAAAAAUUAAGAUACAAUGUUACAUUUUUAGACCAUACUGAAACAGCAAGAAGAGACAGGUCUUAAAAAGUUAUUAAGAAAACUACUAAAUCCCGCCAUGGGAUAUUUAGACGUCUAAAUAUAGCUCACUUUUUAAAAAUCAACUGACCUAAAGGGUUAAUGUUGUAACUGACACAUUUCAAAUUAAAAUUAUGUUUAUUUUGUACAGAAAGCAAUGUUAAACACAAGCAGAUCUGUUGUAUGUAAUAAGUGACAGAGUUUUUAAAAUUAUUUAGCUUUAUUGAUGUUCUUGUUUUAUUUCUUCUAGACCUGGAGUAUCAUGUCAUAAACGGCAGUCUUGCACCACGGUAGCAGGCCCUUUCUUUUUGUACAUAUUGAUUGGACCUUUCUUUACUGUUACGUGGACACUUUCUAUGUUAGUUUUGAUGCAUAAUUCUUGGAAUCCUUUUAUACAAACUAGAAUGUAUGUGUAAGAAUUCCUGUUCCUGCAAUGUAGUAACUAUAAACUUAUUUUUAAAUAAAUAGAAAACUUGUUUUUCUAAGCCAUUUUGUAGAGCCUCAUGAUUUCUUUGCUUUUCUGUUUAUUUUUAUUAGUUUUGGACAGCGUAAAGCACUUGAUACAUACUCAAUAGGCAGCUUACCAAAGCAAUUGUGAUAUAGAAGCCAUUAUGUAAAUUUUGGUUUGUUAGAGGUUCCAUUUUUCUGUCUAUUUGUGAAAUGUUAAAAUCAUUAUCAAUGAUUUCAAGCACCUAAUGUAAUUCCAGAGUGACUAAAGGUUAAGAAAUAAAGAUGCCUUUGCCUUUC